UUACCAGGGAUCUUAUCACAUGAAGGAAGUAAAGAUGCCCUGUCACUGAGUCUUUAAAGGGCAGGAGGCUGCCCAGCUGUCACAGCGCUGAACCGAACCUGCUGCAGAAAGAACGACUCACGGCGAACACCGACAGGACGCCAAAGAUGAUUAAGAACGUGGAUUUCCACUGCGAGGCUAACAACACCGCCCAUCGCACCAUCGAAAUCACAGCAAAGCAGCUGAUUGUGAGGCGGGGCCAGUCCUUUCUCCUGACCCUGGAAAUGAUGCAACCUUUCCAGGCCAAUGAGCCGCUGGUCCUCACCGUGGAGACGGGUUCUGCUCCGUCAGAAAAGCAUGGGACCCGAUCUGAGUUUGGUAACCCAUCCCCCAUGUACACCAGUGACACCAAGGCGAUAUGGAAGUACAGUACUGACCGGAGCGCCAACCUGCGGCAGGGCGCCGUGACCCUGUCCGUGACCCCGCCAGCUGACGCUCCUGUGGGGAAGUACUCGCUGUCUGCAAGGACCAUGAGUGAAAGCGCCACUCUGGGAACUCUGGUGGUGCUCUUUAACCCCUGGUGUUCAGAGGACUGGGUGUAUCUUCCUGAUGAGACGGAAAGACAAGAAUAUGUGAUGAACGAGGAGGGAGUCAUCUACUGGGGAACGUCAAGCUACCCCCGCCCAAUGGACUGGGUGUUUGGGCAGUUCGAGGAGGAAAUGGUGGACAUUUGUCUGAAAUUGUUGGACGUCAACCCAAAACACAUGAGAGACCCGGCUCAGGACGUCUCCGCCCGCUGUAACCCCAUCUAUGUUAGCCGCGUGGUCAGCGCCAUGAUCAACUCUAACGGUGAUCGAGGUGUGUUAGUGGGACGCUGGCAUGAUGACUAUGGUGAUGGAGUGAAGCCCACCCACUGGGCCGGCAGCGUUAGCAUCCUGCAGCACUGGUAUCAAAAAAACUGCCACCCAGUCAAGUACGGACAGUGCUGGGUGUUUGCUGGCGUGAUGUGUUCAGUGAUGCGGUUUCUGGGUAUCCCAUGUCGCGUUGUGUCAAACUUCCAGUCAGCUCAUGACACAAACAACAGCCUCACUAUUGAUGAGUAUUACGACGACUACGGACUGCGAGCCACGGAGAGCCCAGACAGUGUCUGGAACUUCCAUGUGUGGGUGGAGGGAUGGAUGAAACGACCAGAUCUCGAGAAAGGGGACCGCUAUGACGGCUGGCAAGUCUUGGAUCCCACCCCACAGGAAAAGAGCGAAGGGGUGUUCUGCUGUGGUCCAGCCCCAGUCAACGCCAUCCUCCAGGGCGAGGCUAACCUGAAGUACGACGUGGCAUUUGUCUUUGCUGAGGUCAACGCUGACAUCGUCAAGUGGAAGACCAGCGCUUACGGCCCAAAGAAGAAAAUGCACUCUGACACCACAACAGUAGGUCAGAACAUCUCGACCAAGACUGUUGGCUACAACAUGAGAAACGAUAUCACAAACAGCUACAAACACAGAGAAGGCAGUGCGAGGGAGAGGGCGGUCUUCAGGCGUGCGCUCAACAGAGCGAGCUCAGAGGACGAUAAAGAGGCCGAUAGCAAAGAGGAGCCGCCGAGGGUGGAAAUGAAAAUGGAAGAGGAGACCAAGAUGCUGAGCGGUCAGGACAUUAAUCUGAAGCUGACGCUCAGAAGCAAAGAUGGUGCCAGCAGGAUGAUGUCCAUCCGUGUCAAUGCCCAGGCCAUGAAGUACAACGGCAUACCGACACACAACAUCCAGAGCAUCGUCCAAGAGAAGAUGCUACUGCCUGGACAAGAAACGAUUCUGCCUAUUAAGAUCCCGUUCUCAGCCUACAGCCAACACAUGGUGGGCAGCGACAGUAUCAAGGUUUCAGCUGUGGCCUUUGACAAACAGCAGGAGGAUGACAUCUAUGAGACUGAGACUGACAUCGCUCUGGAGGACCCUCCCAUCUCGAUAUCGGUUUUGGGUGAGGCCCGUCGGCUCCGUGCAAUGACUAUGGUGGUGGAAUUUACAAACCCACUCAAUGAGACGCUGAGAAACUGCUCUCUGACCGUCAUCGGAUGUGGCCUCUUCAAAUCAGACUACGUAGAAAGCAAUGUUAAGGAGUUGCAGCCAAAUACCACACUGAAGCUUCAGAUCAGCACCAUCCCCUACAGGGCCGGACUGAAGACCGUGGUGGCCGACUUCGACUGCAGCGCCUUCAGGGACAUAAAGUGCAGCUGCACAGUCGACGUCAAACCCUGAAGAUGUCCUCGCGCUUCCUGUUCGCCUUGUGUGUCUGAUUAAGGCUAAAAUAAACAGGAUGUUCAUUAUAUGACUUACACGACUUCACGCUGUGGUGUUCCAGGUGAACGACCGAUUGGUCUCACCUCAAUGAAUGGAUCGUUUAUAUCAUAAAUCAAUCAAUGGAUCGUUUAUAUCAUAAAUCAAUCAAAUAUGUCAAAUAUUCUGUUGUCCAAUAGAAUUUCUGUGUUUGUAAGUUCAGUUGGUGGCCGGACGUCACUUUGGGCUUCUGGGAAUAUUGCGAUGAAUAUUUUUACUGUUUUCUGACAGUUUCACGGCAGCAGGGGUUACAAACAAACCGGGACAAGUUACACCUUUAACUUUUUAUCUAUAUGAAACUUCUAAAGGUUUAUUUUUUGUUUGGCUUUACUUUUCCUUUUGAAUGUAAUGAUUCUGAUGAUUUUUGCUUUUGAUUACACAUUUGAAAACUACGAGUACUACUUCCUAACAGACUGUUUCUUUAUAUUUUUAGCAGUUUUGGGUCACAUUAAUUUUUGUUCUAACUUACAAAACCAAAAUGCGGCCAUACAAGGCUGCUAAGAAAUACAUGAUGUGAGAUCACCAGUUCAUAUUUACCUUUUAAAAACUGUAAACUGCAGAAAUAUUCAACCUGAGAAUAUGUACACAUUUGUUUGGUGGCGGAUUUUACAAAGAUUUAAUAAAUGCGUGUUUUCAACCAA
This is a messenger RNA of Chelmon rostratus (copperband butterflyfish), 2941 nucleotides long. RefSeq names its product protein-glutamine gamma-glutamyltransferase 2-like. The record is from RefSeq and is a predicted model, not a curated record. Gene Ontology annotation, molecular function: protein-glutamine gamma-glutamyltransferase activity. Lineage: Eukaryota; Metazoa; Chordata; Actinopteri; Chaetodontiformes; Chaetodontidae. Bases 147 to 2222 code for a protein of 691 amino acids. The transcript is spliced from 15 exons. Gene Ontology annotation, biological process: peptide cross-linking.